Messenger RNA from Aspergillus wentii DTO 134E9, 467 nucleotides. RefSeq lists its product as uncharacterized. The transcript has a single exon. The coding region runs from base 197 to 457 and encodes 86 amino acids. The record is from RefSeq and is a predicted model, not a curated record. NCBI's taxonomy places the organism in Eukaryota, Fungi, Ascomycota, Eurotiomycetes, Eurotiales, Aspergillaceae.
CGGGUUCGCUAAGCACCACAUCCAGCCCAACCGGCCAUUAAUUAAUCUCUCAGUCAGACCCUGGCAGAAUCGCCAUUUAAGCUUGAACUUGUGCCUUGGCAAGCUGUCACUUUUUUGUAUCGGUAAUUACAUGUCUACUUUGUUGGUGAAGGCUGUCGGCACCAUGAUCCCCUGAUCUUCACCACCAUCCCAUGGAAUGAACAUCUCAAAUCUAGUCUCGUCUAGUUCUGGUCGAUUCGUUCCUUCUGGAAAAUCCAAUAUUCAAGGCGGAAAAGCCAGAAAGGCUACGAUAUUCCUGCUCAUCCAUGGUACGUGUGCCACUGUUGCCUCCGCCCUCCCACAUUGUUGCGCGCCUUGUGGCGACCGACGUCAACGUCAGACUCAGAUCCGGCCCUUCAGGGUCCAGAAAUCAAUCCUGAAGAUAGAAGAAGACGCGGGAAAAAGGGUCCAAACUUAACAGUCAGUGC